Messenger RNA from Salvelinus namaycush (lake trout), 1356 nucleotides. Its product is annotated as 6-phosphofructo-2-kinase/fructose-2,6-bisphosphatase-like. Gene Ontology annotation, molecular function: ATP binding; fructose-2,6-bisphosphate 2-phosphatase activity; 6-phosphofructo-2-kinase activity. Gene Ontology annotation, biological process: fructose 2,6-bisphosphate metabolic process; fructose metabolic process. Gene Ontology annotation, cellular component: cytosol; 6-phosphofructo-2-kinase/fructose-2,6-biphosphatase complex. The transcript has 14 exons. The record is from RefSeq and is a predicted model, not a curated record. Bases 1 to 1356 code for a protein of 451 amino acids. NCBI's taxonomy places the organism in Eukaryota, Metazoa, Chordata, Actinopteri, Salmoniformes, Salmonidae.
AUGGAAUACAUGAGGCGCCGCUGUGACAGUGCAGCCUCCGUGCCCCAGUUCACCAACUCCCCCACUCUGAUUGUGAUGGUUGGACUGCCUGCCAGGGGGAAAACAUACAUAUCCAAGAAGCUUACCCGCUACCUCAACUGGAUAGGGGUUCCCACAAAAGUCUUCAACUUGGGCCAGUAUCGCAGGGAAGCAGUCCAGAGCUACAAGAGCUUUGAGUUCUUCAGACCGGACAAUGAGGAGGCCAUGCAGAUUCGCAAGGCCUGUGCUUCAAAUGCCCUUAAAGAUGUAGUUAUCUACUUCUCGAAGGAACAUGGACAAGUAGCUGUGUUUGAUGCCACCAACACAACACGGGAGAGGAGGGUAUCCAUUGUGAGCUUUGCCAAGGAAAAAGGCUAUAAGGUAUUUUUUGUGGAGUCCAUUUGUGAUGAUCCAGACAUCAUUGCACAGAAUAUUACGGACGUGAAGGUGAGCAGCCCAGACUAUCUGAACUGUGACAAGGAGGAGGCACUGGCAGACUUCCUGAAACGUAUCGAGUGCUACAAGCAAACCUACGUGCCAUUGGACGAUGAGAAAGACAGGCGCCUGUCUUACAUCAAAAUCUUCAACGUGGGCUCUAGGUACCUGGUGAACUGUGUGCGGGACCAUAUCCAGAGCCGGAUAGUCUACUACCUCAUGAACAUCCACGUCACGCCGCGCUCCAUCUACCUGAGCCGCCACGGGGAGAGCAAUAUGAACCUGCUGGGUUGCAUUGGGGGAGACUCCGGACUCUCUCCCAGGGGUCAUAAGUAUGCCACUGCCCUGGGAACCUUCAUCAAGAGCCAGCAUAUAAAGGAUCUGAAGGUGUGGACCAGCCAUAUGAAGAGGACCAUCCAGACUGCAGAGCAUCUGGGGAUCCCCUAUGAACAGUGGAAGGCUCUCAACGAGAUUGAUGCAGGUGUGUGUGAGGAGAUGACGUAUGAGGAGAUACAGGACAACCACCCAGAGGAGUUUGCACUGAGAGACCAGGACAAGUACCGCUACCGUUACCCCAAGGGUGAGUCAUAUGAAGACCUGGUCCACCGUCUGGAGCCAGUGAUUAUGGAGCUUGAGAGACAGCAGAAUGUGCUGGUUGUGUGUCACCAAGCUGUCUUGCGUUGUCUGCUGGCCUACUUACUAGACAAAACCGCAGAUGAGUUGCCAUACCUAAAAUGUCCUCUUCAUACGGUGCUCAAACUUACACCGGUGGCAUAUGGAUGUAAAGUGGAGCAUGUUUUCCUAAAUGUUGAGGCAGUCAACACGCACAGAGAGAGACCUGGGAAUGUGGACGUAUCUAGAGACCCAGAAGAGGCCUUGAAGACUAUUCCUGACCACUUUUGA